Messenger RNA from Punctularia strigosozonata HHB-11173 SS5, 4206 nucleotides. RefSeq lists its product as uncharacterized. Gene Ontology annotation, cellular component: plasma membrane. NCBI's taxonomy places the organism in Eukaryota, Fungi, Basidiomycota, Agaricomycetes, Corticiales, Punctulariaceae. The coding region runs from base 1 to 4206 and encodes 1401 amino acids. Gene Ontology annotation, molecular function: calcium-activated cation channel activity. The record is from RefSeq and is a predicted model, not a curated record. The transcript is spliced from 12 exons.
AUGGCCGACUACUCACAUCGGCCUUUCUCGCGCAACUACAGCGGGCUCGUCAACCAGGCAGUCGUCGGGGGCGCCAUUGUUCUCCUUUGCGUAUCCUGGCACGAGUAUGCCAAACGCAAGCGCCGUGGAGACCCGAACCGACGUGCAAACCAGGGUCCGCACGCAAAGGCCCAACUUCUAGGCAGCAUCGAUACCUGGGAGUUCGGAUACCUGUAUAACGGUCGGUCAUGGGCACGGCGACCUUCAUCACCGUCUCCGAACCGCUGGUACCCAUUAGCAUGGUUAUCUCAAGUGAUCUCGUUCUCGGAAGCAGAAAUGAACAAACUGCGAGGCAUUGAUGCCACAUUCUAUACCCGCUUCCUUCGUGGAUGCAUGUACUAUACCCUCCUCCACACAUUUACCACGAUGCCCGUUCUUCUUCCGAUCCAUAUUUCCUUCGCCGGAGCCGGGUACGAAACAAAGUCCAUGACCCGUGCCUCCAUCUCUGCCCUCGUCGCCACUUCUAAAGGUCGCUCGCUCCUCUGGGUACACAUUGUCCUCCUCUACUGGCUCACCCUCACAUGGAUGGCCGCCGUCUUUUGGAUUUGUCGCGGUGCUUUCCGCUUCCGUGCUGCACAACUAGAGGCCACUGCGGCGCGCAUCCAUGCGGCCGUCCCUUCCCUUGGCGGCCCCAACGGUUCCGGCACGGGUACGAGCCUUGUUCGCGAGCCCUCUGUGCAUCCACAUCCUCAUCCGCAACACGCCUUCCACUCGCUAACGUCCGCGGGCGACCUGAACCAGGAGAUGGAAGACCGCAACCGUGGCCUGCGCCUGCGCACAGUCAUGGUGACCAACGUCCCGCCCCAGCUGCGCUCCGAGAAGGCGCUCGCGGAAUAUUUUUCUUACUGGCUUUCGCGUCAUGUUGAAAUGCCUGCGAUCGGGCUGACAUCCGCGACCCAACCCGGGUUCAUCAACAAGUUCGCGGCCUUCCUAUUCAAUCGUGCAAAGCGCAGCACUAGCCGUGUUCGUACGAUGAUCUUCUCGUACGAGGAUAGUCGACCUUCGGAGCGAGCGGGCGCGCACGUAGCCGCGGUAGAGGAAGCAGAAGACGAGGCGAAGCGGGGGAAGAACGACGCGCCGGCGAUCGACCGCGUUGUGAUCGCGCGGAAGAUGACCGAACUUGCAAGUUUGCUGGCCAGACGCGAAGAAGUGUUGAAGAGGCUUGAGGUGGCGCACAUCAAGCUCGCUCGCAAGACGCUCGUCGCGGUCAAGGAUGCGAUCGAUGCGCGGGAGCGGCAUGCUUUCGCCGGUAGACCGGGGAGCCGACGCGCGAGCUCGCAGAUCAAUCUUAGCCAGCUUGCAGCCCAGGUACCGGCGGCGGAUGAACCAACGGACAGCGAAGAGCGGAUGGACCUGCUCAUACGCACACUGGGACCGUACGUCGAAGAGUUCGGCGUGCAGAGCUCGCGGAGUUGGCUAUACAAGCUUGCCGAUUCUUUCCGCCAGCAGCGAUCGCCAGCACCGGAUUCAAAGCACUUGGACGAACACGACGCGAGGCCAACGGUGUGGGAAGCACUCCUCUCCCUGCCACGAAGCACUUUGGACCCAUACCAGCCGCUCAUUCACCUCUCCGCGCUCUUCCGCGGCAAGACGGUGCCGUCGAUCGACUACUACACUGCGAAGCUGAACUUAUUGACCGCGCUCGUGACUGAGAAUCGCGCACGGGCUGCGGUGGACUACGACCCGGUCUCGACCGCUUUCGUCACAUUCGCGGACCCUGCGGAUGCCCGGCGCGCGUGCAAAUACCUCGUUGUGCACCCGGACAACCCGCUAAGUUGCAUCGUGACGAUGGCGCCUGGAUACGAGGACCUGGACUGGACGAGGGUGAUGAAGAGUACAUACCGUGCCGAGUUUCUCAAAGAUUGGGUCGUCAACCUCGGUGUAUGGACGUUCACGAUAUUCUGGACUAUCCCACUCUCGGCUAUCCUGUCGCUCGUGUCGGUGUCGAACAUCGAAGCGUAUUGGCCCGCCCUUAGCCGAUAUCUGAGCGUGCACCCGUGGGAAGAGGAGGUCAUCGAGUCCUUCCUGCCCACGCUUCUCAUUUCGCUCUUAGCCAUCACCGUGCCGCUCCUGCUAUUGCUCAUCGCCAAGAAAGCGCACACGAUCACGACGCUCUCCGCACUUCACGACCGCAUCCUGAUCCGCUAUUACAAGUGGCUUAUCCUCAACGUCCUUGUCUUCUUCUGCGUUGGCACUGCCGCGCUGCAAAGUUUUCUCGUCAAGUUCAAGAACACGGUUACGUUUGAGAGCCUAACGAACGUCGUGACGCAGUACUGGCCCAGCGCAGGACCGUUUUAUGUGGGAUGGCUUCUCUUCACGACCGGCAUGCAUAUGGGCUUCGAGCUUUCCCUGCUAGGUCUUCCGUUGAUUAUGUAUCCUACAACCCGACGUCAAAUCACUCCCCGCAAACGAGCGGUCGGCAUUCGUCCACGCACGUUCAACUACUACUACUGGCUUCCUAAUCACCUCUUAAUCGUUCACAUUGUACUUGUAUUCGCCGUGCUCAAUCCUCUUGUCAUCCCAUUCGCCCUGAUAUAUUUUACCGUGGACCGAGUGGUAAUAAAGAAUCAGCUCCUUCAUGUUUACGCCAAGAACUACGAACAGAAUGGGCGAAACCUCAUGAUUCGCAUGGUCCGCUACUCCUUCGAUGGUCUUAUACUCUCUCACGUUGUCUUCUUGACGUACAUGGUAGUCCUGAAGAAGUACACGAAUGUCGGAUUGUCCGCCGUUCUUAUCGGGUUUACGGCUGUUAUGAAAAUUGUCAUGACCCGGGUGUACAGGGCCAAGUACGAGGAAGACGACAUCGCGGAAGCUGCCGUACUUUGCAAGGGCGAAGCCCCGCCGAAGACCCAACCUAUUCCCAGUGAUGAGGAGGCUCGUCCAGAGACUCCGGACGGUCUCUCCUCCGAGGAAAGUUCACCGCAACCUGCGGGACUUUGGACGUGGAAGAUGCCUCAUCGAACGAACUUCGGGUAUUCGACUGUUCCGAACAGACAGAUGAAUCUUGCACGUAUUGCGAAUCCUUUCAAUCCCACCAAUACGUCUUUCUCGCGCCUCAACUCCAUCGACACACUGCGUAGUGCGGCUUCCGGGAAACAUUACACAUCGUCACCACCUCCGGCGCUCAGUGAGAACCACCCUAUCAGCGAGGACGUUGGCAGCGAUGCCGCUUCUGUCCGCAGCGAUCACCAAUCACAGGCGCUUGUCACCCGUCACCCGCCGCACCCUGCAUGGGAGGAUGAGCCGAACGUGAACCAUCCAUACGACAACCCGAACUACACCAAACCAAUUGGUAACUUCCUCUGGCUUCCGCGCGAUCCGUUUGGCAAGCUUGAUCUUGACGACACCGUCAAUAUGCACGCCUCGCUGACGAGCGCGCCCGGCCUUGGUCAUAUUGGGGCGCUUCGGCAACCGGCGGAAACAGCUACACACCUUGGUCUGUCCAUUUACAGCGACACGACCUCAGCGGACUUCAGCAUUCCUUUCGUUGAAUCGCCCGAGCACGAAGGCGGACCGUCCGGCACCGAUGAUUCUCCCAUUACAUCCCCGCUGCCGACGGGAGACGAACAGAUUGAACUUCCACCGGCCAUCGCGGUCAGAGUCGUGUCUGGUAAAGAGCACGACGUGGAGGAGACCCAUACUGUCAGGCGUCGAGCGUCGACCAUCAGGACAAGUAACAGGCGCAGUAGCGGAGAGCUCUUUCCAUCAGCGAGCAGUCGGCGGUCCCUUGGCAUAGGUCGACCCCCGCCGACGUCGCAGUCUUCGCCGCACAUGAAUCCGAUCGACAUGCGGUCAUUCUCGUCAGGAUCGGCGACCUCUCGAUAUCUCGAGGCGUACCGUCGUAGCUCCUUGUCCACCAGGGAGCGCCGCCCUCCGCACAGUUUGUCGGGGUGGGCUGAGGAACCUGAUACGGGGCUGCGACCGGAUGCACACGCUCAGGCGACCCUCGCGCGGUCCGUGCAGGAAAGCGGCUCCCGCUCGCGGUUCGCCUUCGCCGCGGCGCACGGCUCGACGAUCACGGCGCACGACGCGGUCGUAAACGAAGUCAUUGUCGAGGAGGCGGAGGCUGCGGAUGAGCGGCUGCGGCAGGAGGAAGAUGCGGCGUCGAAGGCCACGCGGCGCAGGCCUUGGUGGCAGGCGUGGAUGUUCCAUAGUCCAUACACAUGA